Molecule: messenger RNA, 2658 nt
Organism: Alnus glutinosa
Lineage: Eukaryota; Viridiplantae; Streptophyta; Magnoliopsida; Fagales; Betulaceae
Product: fluoride export protein 1
Exons: 7
Coding region: 376-1788 (470 amino acids)
Biological process (GO): fluoride transmembrane transport
Cellular component (GO): membrane
Molecular function (GO): fluoride transmembrane transporter activity
Source: RefSeq, a predicted model, not a curated record
AAUAAUAAUCAAAUAUCAGCCUCUUCUCUCUCUGACUCUCAUAAUCGUUCAUUCCCCAACCUCCCUACAACAUACCAUCAAUCACCUAAAGCCCAGCCCAGCCCCGUCCCGCCCGUUUGUCGACCCGUUUUUCCGAGGAGGGUCGGUCCGUCCGUCGAUUCUCUUCAUAGCUUUGCGAUUCAAACGUUUGCUUCUUUUCCAUUGUCCUCUCGCUUAUCUUCACCAUUGCCUCCCCAACUCGACGUCGGCGUGUUUGAAGGAGAAAUUCGAGAAGAAUUUCGGGCCGGUUGUCCGGGUUUGACUUUCCUCGGUCGCCUUUGCUACUUUCCUGUUAUUCCAAGAGGAAUCGAGCCUUGAGGCUCUGGUGGGGAAGUCAUGGACCGUGGAACUACUGACUCUGAACCCAGACGAAGUGAAUCAUUUAGUUACACGAGAAGUGCCAGUUCUUCAUGUAGAAGGCGCUCUAUAAGUUUUUCAGCAUCUUUACCCAUUCAUAUAGGUGAUGACGUUGAAAGUGAGACUGUUUCGGAGGCAGGAGAUAUUGGGGAUCGGGCUCUUCAGAGCAACAGGCACAGUGAGGAUGCUAGACUCUGUUCUUCUAUUGAUCAUGCAUCACAGAAUAGAGUAGCUGCUCCCACUUCUGAGGAUACUCUGUUGCACCCUUGUGGGUAUUGGUCUCGUGAUCCAGCGUUGAAUACAAUCUCUCCAGUGUCUCCAUUGCCAGAGGAAAUUAUAUCUCCCCUUUCCGUGGAUGCAUUGGUGUGCUCUAAAGAUAUAAAGCAAGAAGAGUUGCCGAAGUUAUUGGAUUAUGUUUUAUGUCUCAUUCAUUUAGCUGUUUUUGGGAUUCUUGGGGUUUUAACAAGGUAUUUACUGCAAAAAUUGUUCGGCCCCGGAAUUGUUGGCUUGACAAACAAUGAAAGCAUUCUGUAUCUUGACCUUCCUUCUAAUAUGGUUGGUUCUUUCUUGAUGGGAUGGUGGGGUGUCGUUUUCAAAGCAGACAUAUCCCGCAUUUCAGACUAUCUAGCAAUCGGAUUGACGACUGGUUACUUAGGAAGUCUUACAACUUUCAGUGGUUGGAAUCAGAAAAUGCUUGAUCUUAGUGUUGAUGGCCACUGGGUGUUUACUGUGCUUGGUUUUCUUUUAGGCUUGUUUCUUGCAGCCUAUUCCAUUAUUGUUGGUGUUGAAACGGCCAAGGGUUUUAAGUGGAUUCUAACAAGAUUAAACGGAAGUUGGGGAAGUGGCAUUUGUAGCUCUAGCAGCAACUGGAGGGUGGAUAGCAGAAGGCGUCACUUGGCCGUCAUGGUGGUGUCGGUUUUAAUGCUAGUCUUGUUAUGGGGUUUAAGUGGAGCGCUAUUGAAGGAGGAGUUUAGCAGUGGCAGCAGUGGUGCUCAGCUAUGGUUGGCGUGCAUUGUUGGACCUCCAGGCGUGUGGAUCAGGUGGUUCUUAGCCCGACUCAACGGACGUGGGUUAGGAAGGACCGGAUUAUUUAAAUGGUUACCGUUUGGGACUCUGAUCGCUAAUGUUUCCGCAGCUUGUAUCAUGGCAGCACUAUCUACUGUGAAGGAAGCGGUGAAUACCCAGACUUGUGAUACUGUAGUAUCUGGCAUACAACUUGGAUUCUUGGGCUGUCUGAGUACUGUGUCUACCUUCAUUGCUGAGUUCAAUGCAAUGAGAGAAAGCAAGCACCCUUGGAGGGCAUAUGCAUAUGCCUUGAUUACCAUUUGCGUCUCUUUCGGCUUGGGGACAUUGAUAUACUCUGUACCUGUUUGGACAAAGGGAUAUGAGUAGCCGCAUGCCUUUUUGGACACACCCAUCAUUUAUGCCUCGACGUCGAGUUGAACUCUACUUCACCAGAAUGCUGAGUUGGAGCAGGGGACACAGUUUUAAUCAAAAUUAUUAUCUUGCUAACAAGUUGUUAGUUUGUGGUAGGUAGUUCCGUGGUGGAGCCAUCUUGGCUCUUGCACGUGCGAGUCCAUUAUGCACCCCCUUGUAUGGAGAAGCAAUCGCAGCUCUUCUUGCAGCUACUUUGUGCUCUUCUAUGGGACUGUCCCAUGUAAUUUUUUAAGGUGAUUCUUUAACUGUUAACCUCGCCAUUAAUAAUCCUACGAUUACGCAAGACUGGCGUAUCUCAUCCAUCAUAUCGGAGUUUCUUUCCACUAUUUCACCCACUACUAGAUGGUCUGCCCACUACUAGAUGGUCUGCUAGUAACAUCAACCGAAGUGUAAACUUCUGUACUCACUAUGUGGCUGAUUGGGCCGCGACUAGAUUUACCUCUAGCUGCAUUCCCACCUCUGUUUCGUCAUUUAGUUCGCUCAUUCCUCCCUGUUUUGGAAUGAAUUUUUCUUUUUCUUUUAAUGUUCCUUGAACUUUUCUGGUAAUUUGUUAUUGUUGUACUUAUAAAAAAAAAAAAGAAAAAAAAAAAAGAAAAAGAAAAAGGAGUCAUGAGCAACGGUAGUGCGAUGGGAAAGUGCCUGCCAUUGCGGGUCACAGUAAAUGUGCGGACAAAGAGAGACCCCAUGUAUUAAAUUAUUAAUGUUCAAAAGCCUGUAUGCACGUUCUCUCUCAAAAUCAGUUUGACCAUUUGUUUUUGGACAAAGAUACCACAUGCAUGUAAUACCUACGGUAUUGGAUGGAGUGCAAUACAUUUUUCAUAUAGA